Messenger RNA from Galleria mellonella (greater wax moth), 1331 nucleotides. Its product is annotated as acyl-CoA Delta-9 desaturase-like. Gene Ontology annotation, cellular component: endoplasmic reticulum membrane. The record is from RefSeq and is a predicted model, not a curated record. NCBI's taxonomy places the organism in Eukaryota, Metazoa, Arthropoda, Insecta, Lepidoptera, Pyralidae. Gene Ontology annotation, biological process: unsaturated fatty acid biosynthetic process. Gene Ontology annotation, molecular function: stearoyl-CoA 9-desaturase activity; iron ion binding. The transcript is spliced from 6 exons. Bases 12 to 1259 code for a protein of 415 amino acids.
CAACAACGAAGAUGACCGCAGCUGACAGUCUUCGUCAGGAGGUUGAAAAGUCCGAAGAAGUUUGUGAUAUCCAGAGGGAUAUGAACAAAACAGAAUUCACAGACAUCCAAAAUGGAAAGGACACAUUAUCAAACAUAAAUGAUAUAGCAAAAGAAAACGAAGUCGAUCCUAAAUAUUUAAGCACUGAUUAUUCAUAUAAACACGAAAUCGUUUGGAAAAAUGCCAUUGGCUUUUUAAUUUUGCACUUAUUUGCUGUGUGGGGUGCAGUAUUAAUGUUCACUGGAGGCGUUACAUGGAAAACAACCCUUUGGACGAUCUUCUUAGGUUAUGUUGCAUCAGAGGGUGUCACAAUUGGUGCACAUCGAUUCUACACACACAAAUCUUUUAAGGCCAAGCCUCUACUUAAAGUAAUAUUAAUAAUCAUGCAAACUCUAGCUGGACAGAACUCCAUAUUUAUUUGGUGUCGGGACCACCGUCUUCACCACCGGUACUCCGACACCGACGCCGACCCUCACAACUCCAAGCGAGGCUUCUUCUUUUGCCACAUCGGUUGGUUGAUGAUGAAGAAACAUCCGUACGUCAUUGAAUUAGGCAAGAGGAUUGAUAUGAGCGAUCUACAAGCCGAUUGGAUGGUCAUGUUCCAGAAAAAAUAUUAUUAUUACUUAUACGUAAUUUUUGCCAUAAUCAUUCCCGUGUGGGUACCAGUACAUUACUUCGGAGAGCCGCUGUUCCAAUCGAUUCUGACGGCUUACUUCACUCGCUAUGUAUCACAGUUGAAUGGAACUUGGCUUGUAAAUAGUGCUGCCCACUUAUAUGGUACAAGGCCUUAUGACAAAAAUCUUCAACCCGUGGAGUCCUGGUUUGUUUCCUGUAUAAGCUUGGGUGAGGGAUGGCAUAACUACCACCACGCGUUCCCCUGGGACUAUAAGGCUGCUGAGCUGUCCAUGCACUUCAAUCAAACGGCGAGCAUCAUAAGAUUCAUGGAGAAGAUCGGCCUCGCUUACGAUCUGAAAACCGCUUCCCCAGAAAUGGUGAGAAAUAGAAUAAUAAGGACUGGGGAUGGAACUCAUUAUGAACUUGGUGACGAGGAAAGUAGGAACGCAGUGAAAGCCAGGGGUCUCCUACAUCCGUUGAACCCGAGCUACACAGUGACGUACAAAGACCCAAAAGCCACCCUCAAGAUGGAGGGACUUCCUCUGUUCAACGAAAAAGAUGUAUUUGAUGCAAAUGUUUUCAUAAGAAAUGUAGGCAGUCGUUAAAUACUUGUUAGUUCUAGAUGUAGGUAGAUUGUUACUUUCAUACAUUUAUUAAAUUAUAUAUUUUUUUUAUUU